Messenger RNA from Chironomus riparius, 2095 nucleotides. NCBI's taxonomy places the organism in Eukaryota, Metazoa, Arthropoda, Insecta, Diptera, Chironomidae. The record is from the annotation of a GenBank genome assembly.
CAAGUUUCUAGAAGCAUUUUUCAACAAAGUUUGUCGUCGAGCAUUAAUCCUCAAUUAUUUCGGUGGAUUUGAUACAUAAACACACAAAAAGAUUAAUUUUAAGGCCAGUAAGUUUUAAAAUAUCAAACAAAAAACAAAUAAAUUGUGAACAAUUGGCGAAAAGUGGAUUUUCAAGCACUUGAAAAGUGACCACACCAAGAAUAGUUCAACGUAUUUAAAAGAGCGAUAGAUAUUGAUUAAUUUUGCUGAAAACACAAAGCAUAAACACACGAAUAUGACGGACGCAGAUGAUCUGGAUUAUUUGGAGUCGCUGCUCGAUGAACCAUUUAAACAAAAGAAUGACAAAAACGAUGGAAGAAAGCGUCGCUCGGAUUCACCACAAGAAAAACGUCGCAGAUCCAGCCGCGAUAGGAAUCAGGAGAAUGGAGGAACUACUGUAGAACGCUCAAAACGAAGUCGCUCAAAAGAAACUCGCCACAAGGACAAAAGCACAAAAGAUGAUGAAAAACACAAGAAAGACAAACGUCGUGAUCGUUCAAGAGACAGAGAAGAUCGAAAGCAGAAAGAACGCGAUAAACGUGAGCCUGAAAAAGACAGUGAUAGAAAACGUGAAGGUUCGAGAUCAAAAGAGAAGCGCAGACGUUCAAGGUCCAGAGAUCAUGAAGAUAAAAUACGUUCAAAAGAUCGUGAUCGAGAUAGAGAUAGAGAACGACGUGACAGAGAAAAAGAACGUGAAAAGGAAAAGGAACGAGAACGCGAAAAGAAGGAACUCGAAAAAAAGCGUAGCCGUUCGCCAGACAAAAGACGAAAACGUUCUUAUUCGCCAAGACCAUUCAGACGAGGUCGAACGCCACCAAAUGGAUUAGGUUAUAGAGAUGAUUCACCAUUUGAGGAGUUGUCACCAGAAGAACGUGAUUCACGUACAAUAUUUUGUAUGCAAUUAUCACAACGAGUGAGAGCACGUGACUUGGAAGAGUUCUUUUCAAGUGUCGGUAAAGUUAGAGAUGUUCGUCUAAUCACAUGCAAUAAGACGAAAAGAUUCAAAGGAAUCGCAUAUGUUGAGUUUAAAGACCCAGAAAGUGUUGCACUUGCUUUGGGCUUAUCUGGUCAAAGAUUAUUAGGAAUCCCGAUAUCUGUACAGCAUACACAGGCUGAGAAGAAUCGACUUGCAAAUACAACGCCACCAGCACCGCCAAAACUUCCAGUUCAAGGUCCUAUGAGACUUUAUGUUGGAUCACUUCACUUUAAUAUUACGGAAGACAUGCUGAGAGGAAUUUUUGAGCCUUUUGGAAAAAUAGAUAAUAUUCAGUUAAUUAUGGAUGCAGAGACGGGACGAAGUAAAGGAUAUGGAUUUAUUACUUUCCACAAUGCAGACGACGCCAAGAAAGCAUUAGAGCAAUUAAAUGGCUUCGAACUAGCUGGAAGGCCGAUGAAAGUUGGAAAUGUGACCGAAAGGUUAGACGUAACAACACAUCAUGCAUCACUCGACACAGAUGAAAUGGAUAGAAGUGGCAUAGAUCUCGGAGCAACAGGACGAUUACAAUUAAUGUUUAAAUUAGCUGAAAAUGCAGGGCUCGAAAUUCCUCAAAUAGCUGCCAAUGCUUUGCUUGCUUCUGCUCCACAGCCAGUCACACAACCUGUUCCACAAGAAGAAAUGCCAACAAUAGCAACACAAUGUUUCUUACUUGUAAAUAUGUUUGAUCCAGCAUCAGAAACGACACUUAAUUGGGAUCAGGAAAUACAAGACGAUGUCAUUGAGGAAUGCAACAAGCAUGGCGGUGUUUAUCAUGUAUACGUUGACAUUUCAUCUUCAGAAGGAAAAGUUUAUGUAAAAUGUCCAUCUAUUGCAACAGCAGUGCUUGCUGUUAAUGCCCUUCAUGGACGAUGGUUUGCAGGUCGAGUUAUUACUGCUGCUUAUGUUCCAUUAGUCACUUAUCAUCAACUAUUUCCUGACAGUUCAACUAUAACCACUUGCUUACAACCAUCAAGGAAAUAAAUUGAUUUUUUUUUGACAUUUCAUAAUCAAUUAAUACUAUUACUAAUCUUCUUUUAAAAGCUUCACUCCUUGUUGGAUCAUUACACUAUGAAAUGAAUA